Messenger RNA from Vitrella brassicaformis, 1733 nucleotides. NCBI's taxonomy places the organism in Eukaryota, Vitrellaceae. The record is from the annotation of a GenBank genome assembly.
AUGUACCGCGCAGAUGGCCAUCAGGACAUCAACAACCAGCUGCAGGGCUUCUACAUGCCACCGCCCAGGUGAAUGAGGGCAGACACACAUGGCAGAUCCAUCCAUCCAUCCACCCUUCCAUCCCAACUCGUGUUUUCCAUCCGUCCAUCCAUCCGUCACUGGCAGGUUCCCUCAGGCGUUCCGCCCCUUCCCUCCCCGCCCCAGACCUCCCCCGGCCUUCCCCUCCGUUAGCCCCGCCGUGCAGACGCUCCUCGACCAGCUUCCCGUCGACGACCGACCCGACUACCUGCCCAUCUGUCCCAUCCUGCAGGACGUCCCCCGACAGCCCGUCGUCACCAUCCACGGCGACAACCACAGCGGCUUCCAGCUCGGUCACACCUACGAGCGGCCGUGUCUGAUGCAGUGGCUCAACAGCAAGGGCUUCUCGCCCAUGAGCAAGCGGACGCUGACGGGGAGCCGUGUGGCGAGCAACCAUGAGGUCUUGUCGCGGAUUGAGGAUUGGGGGCGGCAGCAGCUGCGUCUGCGGGGUGGAGGUGUGGGUGAAGAUGGAGAGGGAGAGGGAGAGGGAGAGGGAGGAGAGGGCAAUGAGGGUGAGAGGGAUAAGGUUAGUGGGGGUGCUGGGAGGAGUAGCUCUGCUGCCGCUGCGGCGGCGGCGGCGGCAGGUGGUGGUGGUGGUGGUGUUGCAGUCGGCCACGGCAACAGGGUUGAGAUAGGUACCGUCAUAAAAGGGUCGCGGAUGAGGUAUCUGUGUUGCAUUGUGUUGUGUUGUCUUGUCUUGUUUGUGGGGCGCGGUCAGAUCUGACUCUGUCGCCGGCGCCGAACAUCCUUCGGCCUGGUCCAGCAGCAGCUGCUGCUCCGGCUGCUGCAGACUACAACCCACCGGUACGCACAAGAGGAUAUUCUCCUGUGGGUGGGUGUGCAUUCCAUUCACUGGUCCUGCCUCGCUGUGUGUGCUGCGUCUGUUGCGUCUGUCUGGCAGGUUGACGACUCGUCUGACGAGCUGUUGGCGUCGCUGCUGCAGGAGGAGCUCAAUGCCGAGGCCAUGAAUCCUCCCCCCCACCAUCAAGCUGCUGCUGCGGGGGUAUAACUAAGGGCAUUCGAUUUCCAUCCAUUGAGUCAUUGAUCAUGUUUGCGCAUCCAUCCAUGGUUCCUGCCUGCCUGGCUGCUUUUGGACUGUCAGCGCCUGUUGGAUCAGCGCUCGCUGGGUCCGGCGGGGUUCCGCCCGCCGUUUAGGCACUUCCGCCCCGUCCGCAUCAGGCCGCCACCACGGCCAUUCGUACGCAAUGCACCCACGCCACACUCUAACGCACCAUACGCCCUCUUGUGCAACGCUGUUCUCUUUGGUCUGGUGUGGCGUGUGUGCGUGUGGGCAGCGCCCUCCUCCCGUCAUCCCCCCCUGGGCGCAGCGCAGGCAGCGGACGUACGGUGAGGCCGCUGGGGCUCCUGGCGGUGAUGGUGGUGUUGGUGUUGGUGUUGGUGUGGGUGCGGGCAAUGGGCAGCGCAAUGUGCGGCCGCGGCAUGAUUGAUUGAGAGGGGGAAGGGGGGCAUAUGUAGCGAAUGGGUGAGUGCUUGCAUCAGUGGAUGGUUGUGUAUAGCUAGCUGCCAUGGUAUAUAUAUCCUGAUGGAUGGGUGGCGUCACUGGCGUGCAUGUUGUUGAUCUAGUUGUUGAUCCAUGCGUGAGUUCCCCCAAACGCCCAACCACACAGUCAACAAAAGGGCAAAGUCAAACUGAC